CCUCCGCGGCUCCCCGCCCGGCCUCCUCCCCCGCAACACACGCGGACACGCGCGCGCGAACACACUCACACGCCCCGCCACACCGGCGCGCCGCUCCAUGGACCGCCUUCCCCGCUCGCCCUGAGCCCAGCCCAGCCCAGCCCAGCCCAGCCCAGCCCAGCCCAGCCCGGGAUGAGAAAUUGCAAAAUGGCCCGGGUCGCCAGUGUGCUGGGGCUGGUCAUGCUCAGCGUCGCCCUGCUGAUUUUAUCGCUCAUCAGCUACGUGUCCCUGAAAAAGGAGAACAUCUUCACCACUCCCAAGUACGCCACCCGGGGGGCGCCCCGAAUGUACAUGUUCCACGCGGGAUUCCAGUCACAGUUUGCGCUGAAGUUUCUAGACCCAUCCUAUGUGCCUGUCCCGAACACUCUGAGCCAGGACCUCCAUCAGAGACCUUCCAAGUGGACAUUUAAUCGGACAGCGUUUUUACAUCAAAGGCAAGAAAUUCUUCAGCAUGUCGAUGUAGUAAAAAAUUUUUCUUUGACCAAGAAUAGUGUUCGGAUUGGACAACUGAUGCACUAUGAUUAUUCCAGCCAUAAGUAUGUUUUCUCAAUUAGCAAUAACUUCCGAUCACUGCUUCCAGAUGUGUCACCCAUUGUGAAUAAGCAUUAUAAUAUUUGUGCUGUGGUCGGAAAUAGUGGGAUCCUGACAGGGAGCCGGUGUGGACAAGAAAUAGAUAAGUCAGAUUUUGUUUUCCGUUGCAAUUUCGCCCCCACGGAAGCUUUCCAAAGAGAUGUUGGAAGGAAAAUCAACCUUACCACCUUCAACCCCAGCAUCCUGGAGAAAUAUUACAACAAUCUUUUGUCCAUUCAAGAUCGUAACAACUUUUUCCUCAGUUUGAAAAAGCUCGAUGGGGCCAUUCUUUGGAUCCCUGCCUUUUUUUUCCACACUUCAGCAACUGUUACCAGGACAUUAGUUGACUUUUUUGUUGAACACAGAGGUCAGUUAAAGGUCCAAUUGGCUUGGCCUGGAAAUAUAAUGCAACAUGUCAACAGGUACUGGAAAAGCAAACAUUUGUCUCCCAAGCGACUGAGCACAGGUAUUCUUAUGUACACCCUUGCGUCAGCAAUAUGUGAAGAGAUCCACUUGUAUGGAUUUUGGCCUUUUGGAUUUGACCCCAACACCAGGGAAGAUCUUCCAUACCAUUACUAUGACAAAAAAGGAACCAAAUUCACCACCAAAUGGCAAGAGUCCCACCAAUUGCCUGUUGAGUUUCAGCUGCUGUACCGAAUGCAUGGGGAAGGGCUCACCAAGCUGACUCUGUCACACUGUGCCUGAGAACUCUCAACAGGAAGUGCCAAAUGGCUGUUUAAAAAGUGCCCCAAAUCAAAUUGAAUAGUUUUCAGAGUAGAACCCUAGAGAUUUCUUAGAAGGAGUGUCUGCCAUUUCAAAGGAAAGCUGUCUUCUUCUUGCCCUCUUCUGCACUCACUGAUCUUUUUAAGGGUCUUAGCGGGACAGAGGCACUGAAGCUGCUUGGUUUAAAAGCUGAUUGGUAGAGGGACUGUUGCAUUUGGAGCUAUGCUGCUAAGGAAAUGGUUCAACGUGUGGCCUCUUUUUUUUUUUUUUUAAUGAGGACUGGAGCUAUACUCUGCAGCUCUUUUCAGAUACAGUCCUCAUAUAGUCAGUGGUGCCUGGCCAGUUCGGGCAGGAUCUCAGUUGUACCUGGACAGGAUCAGGCUCUUCAGAAUGGAAAUGUAAACUGGUUGGGAUAUUUCAUUUCUCUCUUGCUCUCCUCACACCUCACAGCCUCACCUUUUGUCCCUCUAUCAUGGAGUUUACCAGUUUGCUAAGGAUAGUGCCGCAUUCUGUUUGCUUGUGUGUGCUGCAUCGGUACUUGAUGUGUUCAAGGCUCUGGGUAGCUCUGAUGUUUUGUGACAAGCUGGACAAACGAUGAUGGAUCCCUUAUGAUUAGCUUUUAUAAAAGAAGCCUCACUAAUCCAUGCUGUCAACCUA
Messenger RNA from Erinaceus europaeus (western European hedgehog), 1989 nucleotides. It is a transcript of the gene ST8SIA3, whose product is annotated as ST8 alpha-N-acetyl-neuraminide alpha-2,8-sialyltransferase 3. Gene Ontology annotation, biological process: N-glycan processing; oligosaccharide metabolic process. Lineage: Eukaryota; Metazoa; Chordata; Mammalia; Eulipotyphla; Erinaceidae. The record is from RefSeq and is a predicted model, not a curated record. The transcript has 4 exons. Gene Ontology annotation, molecular function: alpha-N-acetylneuraminate alpha-2,8-sialyltransferase activity. Bases 172 to 1314 code for a protein of 380 amino acids.